This is a messenger RNA of Nomia melanderi (Alkali bee), 3284 nucleotides long. The record is from RefSeq and is a predicted model, not a curated record. NCBI's taxonomy places the organism in Eukaryota, Metazoa, Arthropoda, Insecta, Hymenoptera, Halictidae.
CCGUGAAGCCUCGGAAGCCGAGCCGCGACCUCGGUGACCGGCCGACGAGCCGCUGCACCUACGCGCUCGUUAAAACGACGUACAUACCUCAGUUUCGCAGAGUCCGUCGCCGCGGCCGCAUCCCUUUCCCGCACCCGGGACCAGCCGUUUCACGUCGACGCGACGGAACGCGCCGCGACACCUCCAAAGUCCGCCUCCGACCACGCUCGGCCGAGCAACGCGGCGCGCGUCUCCUCCCGGUGUCUCCGCUAAAAGACAAUCCCGGAAACAUUAAACAACGCAGAAAGUUCCGCGUCGUUCGAUCGAAGUGAACUCACCGUUUAUCGUUCGUCUCCUUCGUGAAAAGAUCCUGCGUGAAAAACGGGGAAGUUCGCGUGGGAACGUCGCUACCGGUCCCUGUAACGAAGAGAAGAGGCGAACACUCGUGUACGGAGAGAAGUGCGAACGUGAGUGACGAACUCGUGAGAAUCGGUGGAGUUGAGAAUUCUGUUUCGACUAGGACACUGUAGCAGGUUUGUUAAUUAACCGUGUAGCUUGCGAAUAAAUCGUACUCGAAGGGGCUGAAAGAUCCAUCGCAGGAGUCGAUUGUAGAGGAAGCUACAGUGCUCUAGAAGCUCGUAAGUGUAGAUCCAUCGCAGGAGUCGAUUGUAGAGGAAGCUACAUUAUUCUGGAAGCUCCGAAUUUAUCGUCGGCCAGAGGCGGCGGCGGCAGGCGGCGGAGGACGUCUCAGCUGCGGAGGGCACCGGCGGACGGAAAGCGAGAAAACUCGACCUAAAUCGCGAAUAAUUACCCAGCUGGCACUCGUCUUCCCGUUCCUCGGAGAAAGUUCGUUAGCCCGGCGACACUUGGCGAAUCGUCACACGAACCGAAACUUUUUUUGGUCAUCCCAGCCGUCCUCGGUUUUCAAAGAUAAACGACAUCCGAUCCUCCAUCUUCCUCUGCCGAUCGUCCGGCGGGCCGAUGAUCUCCGGACGCUGUCGCGCCGCGCGACGCGAGAGGCGGCGAAGGAAGAGCCGCGGCUAGACGAGGGGAAUUACCUUUAAUGCGAUGGAAAUUGGAGCGAAGUGAACGUCAACCGGGAAAGAGAUCGACCGGGUCAACGUUUCCGUAGAAUAUCUUCCCCGGCCCGUCGACAGGCUUCGCAAGUUCCGCAAAAUGGCGCGGAAUAGCUGUAGAGGUCCUUGAACUACACUCGCGGCUGGAUCUUCUUUCCUACGAAUACACAGGUGUAGUCUCGACAUCAUGAUUCUGACGCGGUGUAGACUGACGAUCGUUACCUGGCUGAUCUCCGCGGUGUCCAUGAUGAGCGCCGUCGACUACGACGACUACUCGUCGGUCGACUACGCGGACUCGGACUACAACGCCACGAACUGCACGAACUACUACUGCAUCUCGAACGAGGAUUACGUGGACCGCAUGAUGAACUACAUAUUCCCGAAGUUCUGGGACUGGGUGCUGAUCGCCUCGCACUCCGUCAUCUUCGUGACCGGGCUGGUCGGCAACGCGCUGGUCUGCAUCGCCGUGUACAGGAACCACACGAUGAGGACCGUCACGAACUACUUCAUCGUGAACCUGGCGGUCGCCGAUUUCCUGGUGCUGCUGCUCUGCCUUCCGUUCACCGUGCUCUGGGACAUCACCGAGACAUGGUUCCUGGGCCUCACCCUCUGCAAGGCCGUCCCGUACCUUCAGACAGUCUCGGUGACCGUGAGCAUAUUGACGCUAACUUUUAUAUCGAUAGACCGCUGGUACGCGAUAUGCUUCCCACUGCGGUUCAAGUCGACCACGGGGAGAGCGAAGACCGCGAUCAUCGGCAUCUGGGCGAUCGCUUUACUAUUCGAUAUACCGGACCUGGCCGUGCUGCACACCUUCCCGCCGAGUCACAUCAAAGUGAAGACCAUCCUGUUCACGGAGUGCACGAUAUCCUGGAGCCAGGAGAGCCAGGUCACAUUCACCGUCCUCAAGCUGAUCUUCCUCUACACCGGGCCGCUGAUCUUCAUGAGCGUGGCGUAUUGGCAGAUCGUGAGGGUCCUCUGGAGGAGCGACAUACCGGGUCACAAUUUGACGUCGCGAGCCUCCCAGAUGAGCCAAACACCUUCCGGCGGCGGCAACACCGAGGCGCAGCUAAGGUCCAGACGGAAGGCGGCGAAGAUGCUGGUGACGGUGGUCAUCACGUUCGCCAUUUGCUAUUUCCCGGUGCACUUGCUCUCCGUGUUAAGGUAUACCAUUACGUUACCGUCGAACAAGUGGAUAAACGCCAUCAGCCUAAUCGCGCACGGCCUCUGUUACUUCAACAGCGCCGUUAACCCCUUGAUCUACAACUUCAUGAGCGGAAAAUUUCGGAAGGAGUUUAAGCGUACUUUCCGUUGCACCGGGGGAAGCGGCUCUCGGGUUCAACGUGGCUAUCUCGCGAGCUCAUCUAAUCUGCCUAGGAUAAAGACACGGACCACCACGAUACGAACAACGCUGAAAAACAAUAAUAACGUUCAACGAAGCUCCGAGAUCAUACCCCUCAGCGCUAUAACGAACGCUCAGCAAAACGAGAAGCACGAAUGAUCGCGGCCUCACCAUCGACGAGACCGUUGACUGUCGGUUGAACAGUAAAGUUUCAGAAGGUUCGUUUAUUUGCAUCGUAAUUGGAACUUUAAUGUUGAACGGUACUUAAUCGUUACAAGAUAAAGCGCUGUCGAAUGGAUGUCAUUCAAAUAACAAAGGACAUUUGAAAAAGCGAUCUGUAUUUAGUUCCUACUUCCGUAAAAAUCGGUUGGACACUGGUUGCGCCGUUCGCAUGCGAGGUCUCGCAUAUCGCGACGAAGCGAUUCCGAAUGUACCGACCGCGGUAAUAAAAAAAUGAACGGUUCGUCGCUGAACGUCGGAGUGGAACUAUAGGCACACACGCGCGUCUGCACGUUAUUCAUGAUAAUCGGCUGGUAGCAUCCGUGACCGUUAACGCUAUCCAUAUAAUUUUCAUUCGAACGACACGCCAGCCACGCCGACAGAGUCGUAUAUAAAAAGUUUAAUAACGUAACUACUGCUACUAUGUUAUAAAUAUAAUGCGAUUGUAAAUCUGAUACUCUGUACACUAUUUCCUAAUAUGUUUACGUCUCGAUGGAACUUAUUGUUACAUUCACUAACGUUACAAUUCGCCCGUGUACGAGGAUCGUUGCGCGACGAUUGAAAUUCCACUGUUUAGAUCUCGCCGCUGAUCCUCUCGAACGAAGGAUUUUAUACGAGUCGAAUGUUGAUCGGCAAAAUUUUUAAAAGUCCUUGACACUCGCUGAAUCGAA